Messenger RNA from Penicillium waksmanii, 2265 nucleotides. Its product is annotated as putative general amidase. Gene Ontology annotation, molecular function: acyltransferase activity, transferring groups other than amino-acyl groups. The annotation marks the transcript as partial. The transcript has 5 exons. NCBI's taxonomy places the organism in Eukaryota, Fungi, Ascomycota, Eurotiomycetes, Eurotiales, Aspergillaceae. The record is from RefSeq and is a predicted model, not a curated record.
AUGACCAAGGCAACCUGGCAAGAGAAAGCCGGUGCUAAGCGAGGGGAAGCGGCCACGAAGAUCCCUGUUGAAUGGCGAUUGCCGGCCGAGUUUUUGACACAAGACGAGACGGGCGAUGCCAACGUUUUAGAUAUACCUGAAAAGUGUGGUAUUCUCACCCCAGCGGAAAUAGAGAUCACUGAAAUUCAAGAUGCAACAACUCUACGAGAAAAACUUGCCGCGCAGGAGCUGAGUGCUCUUGAGGUAGCCACAGCGUUUUGCAAGCGUGCCGCUAUUGCUCAGCAGCUCACUUCCUGCCUCACUGAAACAAUGUUUCCCCAAGCCCUGGCGCGCGCGAAAGAACUUGAUGAGCAUAUCAAAGCGGCUGGCAAGCCAUAUGGACCUCUGCACGGGUUGCCCAUCAGUAUCAAGGACUCGCUAAACGUUCAAGGGGUUCAUUCGAGCUUGGGGAUAGUAUCGUUCUUGGACGACCCGCCUUCCAGCCAAAACUCGCCCCUGGUCGAUGUCCUCCUUGCAGCAGGGGCUGUACUAUACGUCAAGACCAAUGUUCCACAGACUAUGAUGACUGCAGAUUCGCACAACAACGUGUUUGGCCGCGUGCUCAACCCCUAUCGUGCAAGUCUCACGGCAGGUGGAAGCAGUGGCGGUGAAGGUGCUCUUGUCGCUAUGCGAGGGUCUAUCCUGGGAAUUGGAACCGAUAUCGCUGGAUCCAUUCGGAUUCCUGCCCUCUGUUGUGGCACCGUUGGAUUUAAGCCCAGCGUGGGUCGUGUACCCCCGACUGGGAAAAGUGCUGGUCGGCCUGGAAUGACGGGUAUCGCUGCCGUUGCGGGUCCUUUAUGUCACUCAGUCAGGGACGCCGAGAUGCUCCUUCGGGUUGUGUUUGAUGCUUCCAUGGAUGAUAUGGAUGACACUGCACUUGCGUAUCCCUGGGUUGAACCUGCGAAAAGAACGGGAGAGUUUUUGACCAUCGGAAUUCUCCCUGAAGAUCCUCAACAGCCUUUGCAUCCCAGCAUGCAACGCACCUUGGCGAUUGCUAUAGAAAAGUUGAAAGCUGCUGGGAAUCAAGUGGUGGAUCUUUCCGGACAAGUGCCCUUUAUUGCAGCAGCUUCAGACUUGGCUUUCGAUUUCUUCAGGGUUGACCCCGACCAGACUGUACUGAAACGUCUCAGUGAUAGUGGGGAGCCUGCCAUCCCAUCUCUUCGUUUCACUUACGACUUGGAAGGAAAGGGGCCUGAAACAACACUGCGUGAUUUCUUCAAUUUCAAUGCGAAAAAGGCUAAAAUAUCAAGCCAGAUGCGAGGUGUUUACCUUCAUAACAAGCUUGACUUGAUAAUUGCACCUGGCUUCCAGACCACAGCUGUCCCUCACGACACGUAUGGGGUUCCGAUAUAUACUGUUCUCGCCAACUUGGUAGAUUAUCCUGCUUGUGUUAUACCGUUCGGCAAGGCUGACGCAGCUGCCGAUGCGAAAUUUAUUCGCGAUGUCGAUUAUUAUCCAUUAUAUGAGCCCGAGCGAAUAGAGGGAGCUCCAUGUCACGUUCAGCUUAUUGGUCGUCGCCAGAAGGACGAACUUCUAGUUAGUCAUGCCCAGAUUGUGGAAAGUAUUCUGUCGAACUAUGAAAAUUAUUCCGACAAAAUCGGAGUAUGCUCGGCUUGUGGAUGUGCUGUGGGCGGCCAACUUCAACCCGUACAAACCGCUGCUUGCCACAUCAGCCCCGUUUUCACUGCUGUCCACCCAAUUAGUGGUCACACCCCCGAAGAUCGCGCCCGCGACAAAGAACUUGACACCGAGAUCCGCUGGAAUGCAAGCGAGAAAAAUCCAUUUUCGCACUUGAUUUACGUGAUAGAUAACGAAACAGGCGAAGUAGCGGGUGGCUGUGAAUGGUUCAUUUUCCGCGAAAAUCCAUUUCCGAAUGGACCCCAACCUAUCAAGUGCACUUGGUAUGCCGAAGGAACGGAGCGUGCCGAGUACGCCGAGCGCAUGCUCUCCCAAGCCUUUUUCCCAAGACAGUCCUGGUUCCAGCGCCCGCACGCGGGUGUCAACGCCAUGGGCGUCCACCCGAAGUAUAGACGUCGCGGUGUUGGUCGACUUCUUAUGGAGUGGGGUCAUGAGAGGAUCGAUCCAUUGGGCUACGAGAGCUUCAUCGAGGGUAGUCCCGUCGGACGUUGGCUGUAUGAGGAAUAUGGAUAUCGAAGAGUUAUGGGUCUGCACGUUGACUUUGACAAACCUAAUCCGAGUGACGAGUGGUCUAGAUUAGUCCAUGAA